Tupaia belangeri chinensis (Chinese tree shrew) is the source of this 1412-nucleotide messenger RNA. It is a transcript of the gene ADSL, whose product is annotated as adenylosuccinate lyase. The record is from RefSeq and is a predicted model, not a curated record. NCBI's taxonomy places the organism in Eukaryota, Metazoa, Chordata, Mammalia, Scandentia, Tupaiidae. The transcript has 13 exons. Gene Ontology annotation, cellular component: cytosol. Gene Ontology annotation, molecular function: (S)-2-(5-amino-1-(5-phospho-D-ribosyl)imidazole-4-carboxamido) succinate lyase (fumarate-forming) activity; N6-(1,2-dicarboxyethyl)AMP AMP-lyase (fumarate-forming) activity. Gene Ontology annotation, biological process: 'de novo' AMP biosynthetic process. Bases 76 to 1380 code for a protein of 434 amino acids.
UUUUCUUUAAUUGCCAGAAAAAAAGGUUGGCCAUGUGGAAUCAGUCGCCUUUCUUUAAGCACCCUCCAAUGGGACAUGACAUUGGGUUUGCCCAUCACAGAUGAACAAAUCCAGGAGAUGAGAUCCAACCUGGACAACAUCGACUUCAAGAUGGCAGCUGAGGAGGAGAAACGAUUACGACAUGACGUGAUGGCGCACGUGCACACAUUCGGCCACUGCUGUCCAAAGGCUGCAGGCAUCAUUCAUCUUGGUGCCACCUCCUGCUACGUUGGAGACAACACAGAUCUGAUUAUUCUUAGAAAUGCAUUUGACCUGCUUUUGCCAAAGCUUGCUAGAGUGAUCUCUCGGCUUGCCGACUUUGCUAAGGAGCGAGCUGACCUGCCCACCUUGGGUUUCACACAUUUUCAGCCUGCUCAGCUUACUACAGUUGGGAAACGCUGCUGUCUCUGGAUUCAGGAUCUUUGCAUGGAUCUCCAGAACCUGAAGCGCGUUCGAGAUGACCUGCGCUUCCGGGGAGUGAAGGGCACCACUGGCACUCAGGCCAGCUUCCUGCAGCUCUUCGAGGGAGAUGACCAAAAGGUAGAGCAGCUUGACAAGAUGGUGACAGAGAAGGCUGGAUUUAAGAGGGCUUUCAUCAUCACAGGACAGACCUACACACGAAAAGUAGAUAUCGAGGUGCUAUCUGUGCUGGCGAGCUUGGGGGCAUCCGUGCAUAAGAUUUGCACUGACAUUCGCCUCCUGGCAAACCUCAAGGAGAUGGAGGAACCCUUUGAGAAACAGCAGAUUGGCUCAAGCGCAAUGCCAUACAAGCGGAACCCCAUGCGCUCAGAACGUUGCUGCAGCCUUGCCCGGCACCUGAUGGCCCUCAUCAUGGACCCGCUGCAGACAGCAUCUGUGCAGUGGUUUGAGCGCACCCUGGAUGAUAGUGCCAACCGACGUAUCUGUUUGGCCGAGGCAUUUCUCACUGCGGAUACUGUAUUGAAUACACUGCAGAACAUUUCUGAAGGAUUGGUGGUAUACCCCAAAGUAAUUGAACGGCGCAUUCGUCAAGAGCUGCCUUUCAUGGCCACAGAGAAUAUCAUCAUGGCCAUGGUCAAAGCUGGGGGUAGCCGCCAGGAUUGCCAUGAGAAAAUCAGAGUGCUUUCCCAGCAAGCAGCUGCUGUGGUUAAACAGGAAGGGGGGGACAACGACCUCAUAGAGCGGAUCCAGGCCGAUGCUUACUUUAGUCCCAUUCACUCCCAGUUGGACCAUUUACUGGAUCCUUCUUCUUUCACUGGCCGUGCACCCCAGCAGGUACAGAGAUUCUUAGAAGAGGAGGUAUACCCCUUGUUAAAACCAUAUGAAAGUGUGAUGAAGGUGAAAGCAGAAUUAUGCCUAUAGAGUUGGAAGAGAAUUAAAUGAAAAUCAUGGUU